AUGACCAGUCCGAGCUUUAAUGUACAUCUUCUCCCACAUCGAGAAGAAGAAAACAGCUACGAUGAUCCAAUUAAUAGUUCCAACAACAAUGACUUUAGGAAUGUCGAGUAUUCUACAUAUGAUAAUACUCAAAGCAGUUUCCUUGAAAGGAAAAUAUGGGUACAGAGUGAUUAUCAACAAUUACCAAUGGAAGGUAUUUCAAGACAAUCUACUGGACAAUCAUGGUUUCAAGGGCACCCAUCACAACAACCACAACAACCUCAAUUAUUUCAGCCUCAAACACAACCACAACAACAGUUACCAAGACCAAUAUAUAAUAACACAGUAAUACCGUUAAGUGACUCACAACAACAACAACAACAACAAGACGAUCUCAUUCAACAGAGCCAAUUCUAUAACUUAAGACAAAAUCAAAUCCAGUCCGAAAGUGCUAUUUAUCUUCAAAAUAACAAUGGGAAUCUCGAAGAUAGAUCUAGUUCGCCGAAUAUUAAUAACAAUAUCAGUAGUAGUGGUAGUAAUAAUGGUAAUUUAGGGAUGUCAAUUCCAAGAUGGGCUCCACAAAAGUUAACGUCUUUGUAUCCGGCCCAAUCAAAUCAAACUUUCGAUCCUCAACAAUUCUCACAAUCAAAUUGCAAUCAUCCAGUACCUAACCAAUUUGCUUCUCAACUUGGAUAUUCAACUGAUAAUACUGUAAGUUACGCAAAUCCUUCUUCUACUUUACAACAAUCAGAAUCACUUCUGAGUAACUCUUUUCACAGUAAUAUACCUCCAACAAGAACGAUUUCACUACCGCAACAAAGUAAGUUCCGUUCGCUUUCAGAAACUGUAGAAUCACAGACGCUCCGAUCCACACCAGCAUAUCCGCCAGCACAACUAUUUAAAAAAUAUUAUGAAUCGAACGAUAAUCCUACAACAACUGCUGCUUCCGCUAGUGCUACUACAAACACAAGUACUACCACUAAUAAUACCAAUAAUAAUAAUCUUCAUGAACAGUUGCCUAUUCAAGAACAAGGGCAUGUAAAAGUAAAUAUAUCGCAACCUUUACAACAAUCACAACAAAAGCAAAAUCAGCAUCAAAAUCAAUCGUCAUGGGCGUCAUUUCCUAAUUCCACUACAAUUCGGCCAUGCCAAGAGAAUAUCGUGUUAUCAUCAUCAUCAUCAUCAUCAUCUGAUAGGUUUGCUCGGAGCACUGUAGAUAAUAUCAUAGCGACUACAAGUAAUAAUAAUAAUAAUAAUAAUAAUAAUAAUAAUAAUAAUAAUAGUAAUAAUAUUCCUGGAUAUGCGGGGAGUACUAGCGGCAGUGAUGAUGGAAGUCAUAAUAUAAAUCCAAGGCAACACCAUUUUCAAAACCCUCACCAUCAGCAUAUAUUAUCUACAACAUCACAACCACCACCACCAUGCCAAUCUCGAAUACAUAUUUCAGAGGAAGAGGGAACUUUCUUAAAUAUGGUACCAAUGAAUAAUUAUGGGAUACCGUUACCAUCUCCACUCACGACUUCACUUGAUACAAUAGGUAGUUCAGUUGGUUCAUCAUCAUUCCAUCCUAUGUCCUCAUCAUCGGGCGUAUCGGGUAAUAUAAACGACACUACUGCUAGUAAUAGUAAUAGUAGUAGUAAUAGUACUAGUACUAGUAUGAAUAAUAAUAAUAAUAGUAAUAAUAUCAUAAACAAUAAUGUCUUCCAAUGUAGUUAUUGUGUUAAAUCUUUCAAAAGGUUUUCAUGGUUAAAAAGACAUUUAUUGGCACAUUCACCAGAAAGACAUUAUUCAUGUCCUUGGUGUUUAAGUAAACAUAAAAGGAAGGAUAAUUUAUUACAACAUUUGAAAUUGAAACAUACAGAGAUGGUUUUACAACAAUUACGACUUGAAAAUAUUGAAAUUUCUACCAUUGAAGAAACUAUGGAAGAUAGACGAGUGGAUGUCCAUGAAAGAUCUAAAAGUGUUGAUACAGGUACUAGUGGUGUCAACGAUGAUAUUGAUAUUAAAAAUGUUAAGCAACCUGGUACGAAUAUUAAGACGUUGUUAUACGAUGGUAGGUUAAAUAAAGAAGAUGUGAAGAAAGUGUUAAAUAAAUUGCUUGAUGGAACUAAUUCUACUUUCAGUGAUUCUACAGACGGCGUUGUUGAUAAUGUAAGACCAAGGAGAGGUCAUUCAUAUUCUGUUGCUGAUUCAAGGUCUAGAAAGUCAAGGAACUGA
This is a messenger RNA of Naumovozyma dairenensis CBS 421, 2193 nucleotides long. RefSeq names its product C2H2-type zinc finger protein. The coding region runs from base 1 to 2193 and encodes 730 amino acids. NCBI's taxonomy places the organism in Eukaryota, Fungi, Ascomycota, Saccharomycetes, Saccharomycetales, Saccharomycetaceae. The record is from RefSeq and is a predicted model, not a curated record. The transcript has a single exon.